CCGCGGAUAAGGUCGACCGCUUCUUGCGGGAUAGCGUGUUUUUCAAACCGUUGAAAAACUUCGUCGGCGUGGACAAAGUCACCUUCUCCGCCCUGUCGGGAAUCGGCUUCCCGGACGGACAGAGUCUAUGCAAACUAGACGUUUUAUGAAAUGUAAAAAUAUCUGGGUCUGGAAGAAUGCAACUUGUCAUGCUGUCUUUGGAAGGUAAAAAAAAUUUGUAUUGCACGACCAGCAAGAGGAGUUCAGUUUGUGCUACGCGGAGCGCGCGUUUCUCAUGCGGAAUACGCAUAAGAAGGCCCCUUAAAAAUCUGUGAUGGUCGGCCAGGCAUUACAGACAUCAUGGGUUAUGCAAAACAUGCAUGACAAACCUGGCAAUCUUCCAGACCCAGACAUUUUUACACUUGAUACGUUUUUGUCCAGGUGUACGCGGUCUACGACGACGACGGCCCGCAGAUUUACUUAAACACAGCGAAGAUGAUAAACUCCACGGAAACCAUCCCGGCUUCACAUUUAUUGAACGCCGUGGCGAUCACCGGGAGGCCGUACGAGCCGGAGAACAAGAAUUUCUACUCUAUCGUGAUCGACG
This is a messenger RNA of Amoebophrya sp. A120, 586 nucleotides long. Lineage: Eukaryota; Dinophyceae; Syndiniales; Amoebophryaceae. The record is from the annotation of a GenBank genome assembly.